This is a messenger RNA of Diaporthe amygdali, 987 nucleotides long. RefSeq lists its product as uncharacterized. Bases 1 to 987 code for a protein of 328 amino acids. Gene Ontology annotation, cellular component: cytoplasm. Lineage: Eukaryota; Fungi; Ascomycota; Sordariomycetes; Diaporthales; Diaporthaceae. The record is from RefSeq and is a predicted model, not a curated record. The transcript is spliced from 7 exons.
AUGGCUAAGACAAUGCAAUUCGCGGACAUCCAGGUCCCAACCCCUGGCUUCGGCGCCAUGGGGAUCAGCCAUGGCUUGGGCAACAACUUGACUCUAGAGCAGGCUGAACCUGUACUGCUCAAAGCCAUCGAGUUGGGGUGUACAUUCUGGGAUACUGCUGUUAUAUACCAAAACGGAGUCAAUGAAAAGCUCCUGGGUGACUUCAUUAGGAAGCACAAUGUGAGAGACAAGGUCUUCCUUGCCUCCAAGUGCGGAUUUGACGUGUUUGGCGAUGGCAGUAUCACCAACUCGGCCUCCCACAUCAAGAAGUACAUUGACGGGACCAUUGAGCGGCUCGGCUUCACCCCGGAUCUCUAUUAUCUCCAUCGCAUUGAUCCUAAUACGCCUCUUGAGGAGUCGAUCCCUGCCCUUGAUGAGAUUCGAAAGGCAGGCAAGACCAAGUACAUUGGGCUUUCAGAAUGCUCCGCGAAAACACUGCGCAAAGCCAACUCGAUCGCCAAAAUCGAUGCCCUUCAAGCAGAGUACUCAGCAUUUGAAACACUACACGAGACAGAUGGCUUGAUCAGUACUGCGAAGGAACUUGGAGUGGCCUACGUUGCGUACAGCCCACUGGGCCAUGGCUGGCUUACGGAUGACUUUCCGUACAAAUCGCCUGACGAUUUUCCUCCUGACGACCUGCGUCAAACAAGUAUUCCCAAGUUCCAAGGAGAAAACUUCUAUAAGAACAAGGCAAUUGUCGAGGAGAUCAAGAAGCUCGCUGUCCGCAAGGGAUGCACUCUGGCCCAGAUUGCGCUAGCGUGGGUCGCAGCCCAGGGGAUGAUUGCUCUUCCGGGCACGACCAAGGCUCAUCGCCUUGAGGAGAACUGGGCUUCCAGGGAUGUUGACUUGACUGAAGAGGAGAAACAGGAGCUUCGCGAAGUUGUCAACAAAGCUAAGCCUGUCGGAAACAGGUACAACGAAAGGUUGCAGGCAAUGGUUGGACAUUGA